Molecule: messenger RNA, 2009 nt
Organism: Cygnus olor (mute swan)
Lineage: Eukaryota; Metazoa; Chordata; Aves; Anseriformes; Anatidae
Gene: WASF1
Product: WASP family member 1
Molecular function (GO): actin binding
Source: RefSeq, a predicted model, not a curated record
AUGAAAGAGGGUUUGAAGUUUUAUACCAAUCCUUCAUACUUCCUUUGACUGUGGAGAAAAAUGUUGCAGGACACUGAGGACAAAAGAAGAAAGAGGAAGCAGAAGCAGAAAAAUCUAGAUCGUCCUCAUGAACCAGAAAAAGUGCCAAGGGCACCUCAUGACAGACGGAGGGAGUGGCAGAAGUUAGCCCAAGGUCCGGAGCUCGCAGAAGACGAUGCUAACCUCUUACAUAAGCAUAUUGAAGUUGCUAAUGGCCCAGCUUCACAUUUUGAAUCAAGAUCUCAAGCAUAUGUGGACCAUAUGGAUGGAUCGUAUUCUCUUUCUGCAUUACCCUAUAGCCAGAUGUCUGAACUUCUGAACAGAGCUGAGGAGCGCGUGUUGGUCCGGCCACAUGAACCACCACCACCGCCUCCAAUGCAUGGAGCAGGAGAUGUGAAACCUGUGCCUCCUUGUGUUAGUUCCACACCUGGCUUGGUAGAAAACCGUCCUCAAUCACCAGCAACAGGCAGAACACCCGUGUUUGUGAGCCCCACUCCUCCUCCUCCACCACCACCACCUCUUCCAUCUGCUUUGUCCACUUCGUCAUUAAGAGCUGCAAUGACCUCCACUCCUCCCCCCCCGGUCCCACCUCCUCCACCCCCUCCUGCUGCUGCUCUGCAGGCUCCAGCCGUGCCACCUCCACCAGCACCUCUCCAGAUAGCUCCUGGAGUCCUACAUCCAGCUCCACCUCCAAUUGCUCCUCCCCUAGCACAGCCCUCUCCCCCUGUCACUAGAGCUGCACAAGUGUGUGAAGCUGUACCAGUUCACCCAGUUCCUCCCCAAGGUGAAGUACAAGGACUUCCUCCACCACCCCCACCUCCUCCCUUGCCUCCUCCUGGCAUUCGACCCUCCUCUCCUGUCACGGUUGCAGCCAUUUCUCACCCUCCCCCUGUUCUGCACCCUCCUCCCACAACCAUUGUCCCUGGCCCUCAUGCCCCCCUGAUGCCUCCAUCUCCACCAGCCCAAGUGAUUCCUGCUCCUGAACCCAAACGCCAUCCUUCAACUCUUCCUGUGAUCAGUGAUGCUAGAAGCGUUCUGCUGGAAGCAAUACGAAAAGGUAUUCAGCUGCGCAAAGUUGAAGAGCAACGUGAACAAGAAGCUAAACAUGAGCGUAUUGAGAAUGAUGUUGCUACUAUACUUUCUCGUCGCAUUGCUGUGGAAUACAGUGAUUCAGAAGAUGAUUCAGAAUUUGAUGAAGUGGAUUGGUUAGAGUAAAACUAAUACAUUGCUGUACACUACAAAAUCGAAUGCUAAUGUCCAUUGUGGUGCUUGUUCUUUGAAAGUUUGAUGGUCAUUUCUAGUGUUUUUUGUAUUCUUUUCUUUACAUAAUUAAUCCAUGUUUUUCUACUUUUCAGUUUACAAAAAACUCCUAGUGCAUCUUUGAAACUAAAUGUUUUACAGUGGCUUUUAUUACACAUCUUUUUUUUUUUUUUUUUGAAGGAACGUACUUUGUUCCAAUAGACCACUAAGUAUUAAGCAUGGGCAGCUGUUGUUAGAGUAGCAGUUUCAAUUUUUUGGCAUAUCUUAACUGUGCACUUUGUGAAUUUUAAGUUAAUGAAGGCAACUGAGAUUGACAUUCCGAGGGCAGCUGUAUGUACUAAUGAGCCUUAUUCCACUUCUAGAAUGUUUUAAAAACAUUAAACCUAGCUAUCAAGAUAUCACUGCCUCAAUUACAUCUGUACACUAAAAGUACAUAUAGUUAGCAGCACUGAACACACUGAAAGGAAAAUGGAUUUGGGGGUUUUUAUUAUUGUUUUAUUGUUGUUUUUAAAUAAUUAUGGCCUUAUUUGAAUGUUUAGAGAUUCCCUUUCCCUUCUUCCCUCCCAGGUACAUAUUGUGUGGUACUAUUUUUGCCUGCAUAAUAAAAGUUUAAUUUUUUUUUCUUUGUGAAAUCUUCUGACUUAAACAUGCUGUGUAACUUAUGUAACUGUUAAAAUAACAGUUAGAUUUAAUAAAUGGUUCAUUUUAAA